UAAGUGUACAUCUCUCUAAUAAUUAACUUACCUCUUUCAUAUGUAAUACAAGGUUAAAAAUCCUAAACUACUAGAAUGACCAGAAUACUUCAGAAACACCCAUACAUUGGUUCCAAUAUUGGAAAAAAAAUACCAAGGAGUGAUCUUGGAUAGCUUUCACAGUGGUGCUGUUGUGCCGCUAUGGCAGAAAUGCUGGCGGGGAUGUGUAUGAGCGAUUGGCGGCUCUGCGUCAAACAGAGAGUGUGACAGACUUUGUGCAAGAAUUUGAACUUUUGGUAGCGCAAACAUGAGGCGCAUCAGAGAAAGCGGUUACUUUCUUGCUGGACUUCGCUCAGACGUUCGUUGCAAGAUUCGACCUCACAAACCCAGGGACCUGUCCAGUGCUAUGGAACUCGCUGGUGACUUCGAAGAGGCAGGGAAAGCGGAGAACCGUUACAGCAAUCCUCACGGCUGCAGGUUCAAGUUUCAUCCCAAGAGCGACACGGUGGCGCGAAAUUUUGGUGGGAACACUCUGAAUCCGGCACAAGGGGCUCCAUUUUAGCACAGGUCAAAUUGCGGUGUUGUUCGUAACUCCUCUAAUGCGUUCAGUGGGAAACAGAGUGAGGGAACGAAAUGGGACCAAAGAAAAGGGGUGUGAGGAACCUACCUUACCAGAAGUAUCUUCGUAGGAGAGAAGCGAAGCUGUGCUAUCACUAUGGGGGGCCAUUUGUUUUAGGCCAUAAGUGUCCUGACAUGAAUCUUCGAUUGAUUAUAUUGGCCGAGGACGAAUGUAUCAAUGCAGAGGGCGAAAUCAUAAAAUUUGAGGCAAUUCAGGAUUUUGAGGAUGAUGCAAUCCAGGAUGAGGAGGUGGAAUACCAGUGGAUGGACCUUUCCAUGUGUUCUGUGGGAGGUCUAACUCAGCCAAGUACAAUGAAACUGGAAGGGAGGAUUCAUGAUAGGAAGGUGAUGAUCUUGAUUGAUAGUGUGGCAAGCCACAAUUUUAUCUCUACCAUGUUGGUUGAACAAAUGAGUCUUCCUAUGGGACCAACUAGGUCUUAUGGGGUGAUAUUGGGGGAUGGCAAUAAAGAAAAACACAGGGGUGCUGUAUGUAUUUGCAGGUAAGUCUAGGACAGCAUGCUGUCAAGGACAAUUUCUUUUUAUUUGAGUUAGGGGGAGUGGACCUCAUUUUGUGAGUGGCUUGGUUAGAAAAAUUGGGAGAGGUAAAAAUGAAUUGGAAGGACCUGACUAUGCAGUUUGUCCAUCAAGGCAAUUUGGUGGUAGUCCAAAGGGAUCCAAAGUUAGUUAGAUCCUUAUUCUCUAUUCAAACCCUGCUCAAGACAACUGAAAUCGAACAUACUGUUCUACUCUGGAUUAUAGAGGCUGGUGAGAUAGAAAGCGCAGGGGAGCAAAUUGACGAUGUUAUGAACCAACAAAUCAACAGGAUAUUGGAGUAUGCUGAAGUGUUUUUUGAAAAAAAGGGUCUUCCUCCUAGUAGAAGUGUCGACCAUGGAAUUCCCCUCAAGACAGGUGCAGAUCCAGUAAAUGUCCGGCCUUACAGGUAUCCCUUUUAACAGAAGAAUGAAAUAGAAAAACAGGUUAAUGAAAUGCUGGAAUCUGGGAUUAUCAAACCCGCCAACCGCCCUUACUCCAGUCCUGUUAUAUCAGUGAAGAAGAAAGAUGGGAGCUGGAGGUUUUGUAUUGAUUAUAGAACUCGGAAUAAGGUCACAGUACUUGACAAAUUCCCUAUUCCUCUGAUAGAGGAAUUAUUAGAUGAGUUGAAGGGGGCUAAAUUUUUUUCUAAGAUAGAUCUUAGAGCUGGCUACCUUCAAAUAAGGAUGAGACCUGAGGAUAUUGAGAAGAUUGCAUUCAGAACACACCAAGGACAUUAUGAAUAUGCCAUAAUGCCCUUUGGACUGAGUAAUGCACCUGCCACCUUUCAAUGUGCAAUGAACUUGACAUUACAGGAUUUUUUGAAGAAAUUUGUAUUGGUGUUUUUUGAUGACAUACUCAUUACAGCCCUACUUGGGAGCCACAUUUGGAACAUUUGAAGGCUGUGUUGAGUACUCUACAAAGGAAUGAGUUCUUUGCCAAUAUUAAGAAGUGUAGCUCUGGGAAGACAAAGAUCGAAUAUCUAGGUCAUAUGAUUUCAGGAGUCGGGGUGGCAGUGGACAAGAAAAAGGUGCAAGCUGUUCUAAAUUGGCCCAUUCCUAAGACUGUCAAGGCUUUGAGAGGUUUUCUGGGAUUGGCAGGAUACUAUAGGAGGUUCAUCUGUGGUUUUGGAAAAAUAGCCAGACCCUUAAAUAACAUGUUGAAAGCAAGAAAUUUCAAGUGGACCACUAAAAGUUCUGAAGCCUUCAAGAGGUUGCAGGAAGCCUUGACCUCUGCACCAGUUUUAACAAUGCCUGAUUUUGACCAGCCAUUUGUGAUCAAGUGUGAUGCCUCAGAAAAAGGGAUUGGUGUUGUUUUAUCCCAGAAUAAAAAGGCUAUUGCUUACUUCAGUAAGCCUUUAUCAGAGGUUUAUCUAGUUAAGAGUAUAUGAGCAAUAGUUGAUGGCAUUGGUGUUAGCCAUCCAACAUUGGCAGCCAUAUUUGAUGGGCAGGAAAUUUCUGGUAUACACAGAUCAAAAGAGCCUAAAGUUUCUGCUGGACCAAAGACUCACCACUCAGACUCAAUAGAAUUGGUUGGCAAAACUGUUGGGGUACGAAUUUGAUAUUGUGUUCAAAACAGGGGCUUCAAAUAGGGUAGCUGAUGCUUUGUCACGAAAGGAGGAGGAUAAAGAGAUUCAAGCGCUGACCAGACCCUAUUGGCAUGAGGUAGCUGAGAUUGACAGAGAAGUUCAGGAGGAUCCAGUAUUGGCUAAGAUUAAAGAUGACCUCAGACUCGACCCAAAUUCAUAUGGUAAAUAUACCCUGGAAAAGGACAGAUUAUAUUACAAAGUGAAAUCGGUAUUGGAUAACUCAGCUGUUUAAGGAAUUCCACUCUUCUCUAUCAGGUGGACAUUCUGGAGUGGACAGAACAUAUAGAAGAUUGGCACAAUCAUUGUAUUGGAAGGGUAUGAUGAAGACAAUACAGGAGUUGGUGGCAAGAUGUCAGGUCUGCCAAAGAAACAAAUAUCAGGCCUCUUCUCCAGCAGGGCUACUGCAACCACUCCCUGUGCCUUAUCAGGGUUAUGUUGUCAUGAAUAGACCAUGGGCUUUUGUCCAGUGGCUGGAGAAAGCAGACAUUGAGGAAGAAUAUAUUUUGAUGGCAGAACCUGACCACAUAUUUGUAAAUCCUUUGCCUAAUUUGACUAAUGGAAACCAACCAGCAGGGUAUCCAUUUUUUUAUAUAAAACCAGUUAAACAUGGAAAAAUAAUUAGGAAAUUCUACCCCAAGGCGAACGGUCCUAUUACUGAUAUUGAUCCCAUUGGCAAUUCUCCUGUAAUCAUUCAGAAGUCCUUGCUGGAGGAAAUAGCUCCCACAUGGGUGAAUAUUUCCUUGCAAAUGAAAGAUGAUCCAGAAACUGAUGAAACUUUUGGAUGGGUACUUGAAAUGUAUGCGUACGCUGUAGCAUCAGCUUUGCACGGUGUACGGCAUAUUCUUCAUGAUAACUUCAUGCUCCAGCCACCAUGGGACUUUGAUGUUGAGAACAAGUUUAUAAUCCAUUAUACUUAUGCAUGUGACUACAAUUUAAAGGGGGAACUAACAUAUGGGAAGAUUGGAGAAUGGCGUUUUAACAAGAGAUUUUAUCUAACAGGUCCUCCACCCAAAAACCUUUCCUUACCCCCUCCUGGAGUUCCUGAAAGUGUGGUGCUGCUAGUAAAGAUGAUUAAUGAGGCUACUGCUAACAUACCUAAAUGGGAUUCCUUAAAUAGAAGCUGAGGAAAAGAAAAUAACGUGCAAGGUCUUAGGCCCCUCAUGCUAGUGACUACUAGAUGAGAAACAACAAUUAUGAUUACAUGAAAAUAGAUUAGUUUAACCCAGAGAAGAACUGUGGUGAAUACGGAAAGAUGUUUUUGUGCUAGCUCUGAAAAUAGAUUUUUUUUUUUUUAUAGCAAGUCAAUUGUUGGUAUUGAAAUUUCAAACAUAUAAAAACAUUUACAGAUCGAUGGAAACAUUUUAUUGGAAUGUUAUAUCUACAGAUCAAUGUAUCAAAUAUGCAGUUAAGGGGGAAAAUGAUAGUAACCACCAAAAUUUUGAUU
Glycine soja is the source of this 4160-nucleotide messenger RNA. Its product is annotated as hydroxyproline O-arabinosyltransferase 3-like. Bases 3034 to 3840 code for a protein of 268 amino acids. The record is from RefSeq and is a predicted model, not a curated record. Gene Ontology annotation, molecular function: glycosyltransferase activity. The transcript has 8 exons. NCBI's taxonomy places the organism in Eukaryota, Viridiplantae, Streptophyta, Magnoliopsida, Fabales, Fabaceae.